Molecule: messenger RNA, 1781 nt
Organism: Scylla paramamosain (green mud crab)
Lineage: Eukaryota; Metazoa; Arthropoda; Malacostraca; Decapoda; Portunidae
Gene: CstF50
Product: cleavage stimulation factor subunit 1-like
Exons: 8
Coding region: 68-1360 (430 amino acids)
Biological process (GO): mRNA 3'-end processing
Cellular component (GO): mRNA cleavage stimulating factor complex
Molecular function (GO): protein binding; RNA binding
Source: RefSeq, a predicted model, not a curated record
AUCAUCAAGAUCAAGAUUAAGAUACAAACAAGCAGUGUCGGCGUGCUUGUCAACAGACUAACUCACCAUGAAAGAAGAAGAAAAGAAAGAGGAAAGAAAUAAAGUAAAGCAGAGGGAGCUGCUUUACAAACUCAUGAUCAGCCAGCUGUUCUACGAUGGCCAUCAGAACUUUGCACAAGAGCUGGCUGCCAUAGUGGAUCAGGAAGCCACUGCUAUAUCCCCUUCAGACCGACUCAUGAACAUCAUCGCCAUUGGACUACAACAUGAGCAUGAGGUGGAUCGACCCCUAAACCGUCUGGAGUACACACUGGGGCCUGGACUAGAUCUUGAGUAUGAGACUGAGCCCCAGACCAGUGCCCCAGAGCCUGCCAUGUAUGAGACAGCCUAUGUUACUUCCCAUAAGGACAAAUGUCGUGCUGCAGCCUUUUCCAUGGAUGGGAGCUUGGUGGCAACAGGGAGUGUGGAUGCUUCCAUUAAGAUCCUAGAUGUGGACAGGAUGCUGGCCAAGAGUGACCCAGAUGCUGUGGAGCUCCAUCCAGAUGCUGUUGUUGGACAUCCUGUCAUCCGCACACUCUAUGACCACCUGGAUGAAAUCACAUGCCUAGAAUUCCAUCCAAGGGAGCAGAUUCUGAUAUCUGGAAGCCGAGACACUAAUAUCAAGAUGUUUGACUUCAGUAAAACUUCUGCCAAAAAAGCCUUCAAAACAUUAACUGAUGCUGAGCAGGUAACCAGCAUGUCUAUUCAUCCCAGUGGAGACUUUUUGGCUGUCACUACUGAGGGUCCAGUGGUUAGAUUCUAUGAUAUCAACAGUGGUCAGUGCUAUGUCUGCCCCUACCCAAGGGAACACCACACUGGACCAUUAACCAGCGUGCGCUAUUCUGCUGAUGCUCGUGUUUGUGCAAGUGCCUCUAAGGAUGGGGAUAUCAAGGUGUGGGAUGGGGUCUCUGGACGAUGUGUUCAGACUUUUACAAAAUGCCAUGAUGGAGCUGAAGUCUGCUCAGUGCUCUUCUCUCGAAAUGGGAAGUACAUCCUGUCCUCGGGACUGGACAGCAUAGUCAAACUGUGGGAAUUGUCUACGGGUCGGUGCCUCAUUGCAUACACUGGGGCUGGAUCAGUAGGCCGCCAAGAACACAGUGCUCAUGCCAUGUUCAACCACACAGAGGACUUUGUCAUGUUCCCAGAUGAAGCCACCACUUCCCUUUGUGCUUGGGAUGCUCGCAAUGCCCAGAGGAAAAACUUGCUUUCCCUUGGUCACAAUGGUCCUGUUAGACAUAUGGUCCACUCGCCUUGCUCACCAGCCUUCAUCACCUGCUCUGAUGACUACCGUGCAAGAUUUUGGUACCGCAGGAAUGUCCACUGAAACUUUUGUGUCUUCCUUUGGCCAGUGUUACUGCUGCUUUUGUGGUAUAUUUACACACCAGCAUGUGUAGUGUUAUUGCCAAAACUUUAUUUAUCUUUUUCUAUUGACCUUUGAUGCUCUUAUAGAAGAUAUAUUUCAUAGUACAUAAUGCUGUUAAUUGUAACUGUUGUGUACAAAGACAUGUAAAUUACAGUACUUCAUGAUCACAUCAAGAUCAACUGUGGAUUCCAAUUAUUAUGAGUCACAGUGGCUCCAAGACCAUUAAUGUUUAUGAUAUCUCCAUUUCCUUCAAAUUAAUGUUUGAAUGUAAAUUCUUGUGUAAUUAGUUUUAUGAAUACUGGAUUCACAAUACAUUACAUAUUAUUUGUCCCUCCUAGAAUAGAGUAUAUGUUAACUUUAAAAUAAAAGCUAUUAUGUACUA